AUGUUGUCACAUGGGCAAGAAGGGGAUGAAAGGCACUGGCAGCACGUGCUGCAUCUCCUCGCUCACCCGAGCGAAGCUCAGCAGUUGGCUUGUCUGACAGAGCUGCAGCAGUGGCUGUCUUUUGCUACUGACGAGCACCUGGGCUCCUUCCCGCUGCAGCGGCUGGCUUGUCUGACGGAGCUGCAGCAGUGGCUGUCUUUUGCUACUGAUGAGCACCUGGGCUCCUUCCCGCUGCAGCGGGGUAUGGGCACCCAGAAGGACCUGUUGAUCGGCUCCUGCGUCUACUUGCUGCUGGACGUUCUCCCCAUGCAGACAGCAGCUGUUAUAGCUAGAACACACAAAGCCGUAGCUGCUGCUGCAGCAGAUACUGCAGCCAGGAAAUUCACCUUCUCCCAACAGCAGCAGCAGCAGCGCUCCCAGCAGCAGCAGCAGCAGCAGCAGCAGAGAGGAGCAGCGGAGCCUUCACGGCCUGCAGCAGGGGAGAGCGAAGGGGCUGAGGCUGGUGCUGCUGGUUCCACCAGCAGCAGCAGCAGCAGCAGCAGCAGCAGCAGCAACGACGAGAGCAGCAAGCUGCGGUCUGUGCAAGAGCAGCUGCAGCAGCUGCUGCAGCAGGAGAAGCAGCAGCACGAGGAGCUUGUUGAGCAGCUAGAGGAGUACCGCAGCCUUAUCAAUCCAACCCUCCCCUUCUUCUCUUCUCUUUUGUCUUAUAGGGACGAGGCUUUGCUGCAGGGUAUGGGCACCCAGAAGGACCUGUUGAUCGGCUCCUGCGUCUACUUGCUGCUGGACGUCCUCCCCAUGCAGACAGCAGCUGUUAUAGCUAGAACACCUGAAUAUAUGGAGGCUCUGAAGCACCAGCUAUCGCAUCUUCAGUAUAUAGACACGGGGGAGAAGUUUUUGCUUAUUCUUUGCCGUGUUAUAGAGGAGCAGCCGCUGCUGUCUUUCUUGUCUGGUGCUGCUGCUGCGCUGCUGCCGAUCAUAGAUUUCUUUCAACUCGAUAUACAACGCAAGGCUGUGAGAGCAGCAGCAAAAGCUCUUGCUGCUGCUGCUGCUGCCACAGACAAAGCCGUAGCUGCUGCUGCAGCAGACACUGCAGCCAGGAAAUUCACCUUCUCCCAACAGCAACAGCAGCAGCGCUCCCAGCAGCAGCAGCAGCAGCAGCAGCAGCCGCAGCAGAGAGGAGCAGCGGAACCUUCACGGGCUGCAGCAGGGGAGAGCGAAGGGGCUGAGGCUGGUGCUGCUGGUUCCACCAGCAGCAGCAGCAGCAGCAGCAGCAGCAGCAGCAACGACGAGAGCAGCAAGCUGCGGUCUGUGCAAGAGCAGCUGCAGCAGCUGCUGCAGCAGGAGAAGCAGCAGCACGAGGAGCUUGUUGAGCAGCUAGAGGAGUACCGCAGCCUUAUCAAUCCAACCCUCCCCUUCUUCUCUUCUCUUUUGUCUUAUAGGGACGAGGCUUUGCUGCAGGGGGCCUGUCAGAGUUGGCGUUCUACUUUGUCUAUUUUUGUCUGUAUGAACACUGCAGCAGCAGCUUCUGCUGCUGCAGUAGCUGGCCUUGAGUUAGCUGCUGCACGAGCAGCAGCAAUAGAUGGCGAUGGGAGCGUGGAGCUGGGCUCCUCAGAGCAGCAGCAGCAGCAGCAGCAGCAGCAGCAGCAGCAGCAGGAGCAGCAGCAGCAGGAGAAGGAUGACACUGAGUGGCUUUUAGUUUGUCAGAAGGCUUACGCCGACCGUAUGGAGAUGCUAGCUAGCGAGCUAGCUGCUUCAGGCUCAGCAGCAGCAGCAGCACUGCAGCAGCUAGUAGCUAGAACUGUUACGGAGUGCAGCAGCAGCGCUCUCGCGUGGCAGCAGCAACUCAUGCUGCAGGAUGCUUUGUAUGUUUUGUCUGUCUUUGCUGCCUACUCCGACAAGAUAGCAGCAGAACUGCUGCAGCAGCAAACACAAAAUACAGACUUUCAAGAAGCUGUCGAUAAGCUGGUCAAGAGACAGGAGAUGCUGCUGCUAGAGAGCGUGGCGGCGUUGGGUGUAUCUCUGCUCCCUGCCGUUCGCUUUAAGCUGCCGCUGCAGCAGCAACCAAAUGAAGUGCUGCAGGAGACAGCAGCAGCAGCAGCAGCAGCAACAGCAGCAGAUGUGCUGACAGUUGAUAUGAACCGAGCGGCUGUCUUCGCAGACUCUCCGGAGCUGCUUGGAAGGGCGCUGCAGUAA
This is a messenger RNA of Eimeria mitis, 2193 nucleotides long. RefSeq names its product ubiquitin-transferase domain-containing protein, putative. The record is from RefSeq and is a predicted model, not a curated record. The transcript has 10 exons. NCBI's taxonomy places the organism in Eukaryota, Apicomplexa, Conoidasida, Eucoccidiorida, Eimeriidae. Bases 1 to 2193 code for a protein of 730 amino acids.